CCAGCGUCGUCUGGUAUCCCAGAAGCCUCCUCACCAGGAAGUGGUAUGCCGGAGAGCUCUGGUUUUGUUUUGACAAUGAUGGAAGAAGAGGAAUUGGAAUUUGCUGAGGAUUUGGAGGCUAUAUUGCAUCUAACCCCAGAGGUGCAACUAGCCAUUGAACAGGUGUUCCCCAGCCAGGACCCCCUGGACAGAUCAGACUUCAAUGCUGUAGAAUACAUCAACACACUGUUCCCCACCGAGCAGUCUUUGGCUAAUAUUGAUGACGUGGUAAGCAAGAUUCGGCUGAAGAUCCGGCGCCUGGAUGACAACAUCAGAACAGUUGUGAGAGGCCAGACCAAUGUGGGCCAGGAUGGCAGACAGGCUUUGGAAGAAGCCCAAAUAGCUAUCCAGCAGCUGUUUGGAAAAAUCAAAGACAUCAAGGACAAGGCAGAGAAAUCUGAACAAAUGGUCAAGGAGAUUACAAGGGACAUAAAGCAGCUGGACCAUGCCAAGCGCCACCUAACUACAUCCAUCACCACCCUCAACCACUUGCAUAUGUUGGCAGGGGGUGUUGACUCUUUAGAAGCCAUGACCAGAAAAAGGCAGUAUGGUGAGGUGGCCAACCUGCUGCAAGGAGUGGUCAAUGUGCUUGAACAUUUCCACAAGUACAUGGGCAUACCCCAGAUCAGACAGCUUUCUGAGAGAGUAAAGGCAGCUCAGAGUGAGUUGGGGACUCAGAUCCUGGCUGAUUUUGAAGAAUCUUUCCCCUCUCAAGGCUCUAAGAGACCAGGUGGUCCCAGUAACGUGCUAAGAGAUGCCUGUCUGGUGGCCAAUGUGCUGGAUCUGCGCAUUAAACAGGAGAUUAUAAAAAAAUUCAUCAAGCAGCAGCUCUCAGAGUACCUGGUGUUAUUCCAGGAAAACCAAGAUGUUGCAUGGCUAGACAAGAUUGAUCGCCGCUAUGCCUGGAUCAAACGGCAGCUGGUGGACUAUGAGGAGAAGUAUGGACGCAUGUUUCCUGAGGAGUGGUGCAUGACGGAGCGUAUUGCUGUGGAGUUCUGCCACAUCACCAGGGUGGAGCUAGCCAAAGUGAUGCGAACACGGGCUAAAGAGAUCGAGGUGAAGCUGCUUCUAUUUGCUAUUCAAAGGACUACAAACUUUGAGGUUCUUCUGGCCAAACGUUUCACAGGAUGCACCUUGACGGACACACCCGGAAAGAAGCCAGAGAGCCCUCUCGCCUCCACUAACCCCUUCCUGGAUGAUGAGGGAGGUGAGGAUGUGGGCGCAGAUAAGGACGAGGAUCUGGCUAAGCCAAGGAAGCCAAAAGCUCCAGACAACCCUUUCCAUGGCAUUGUCUCCAAGUGCUUUGAACCUCAUCUCUACGUCUACAUAGAAUCCCAAGACAAGAACCUGGGCGAACUGAUUGACCGGUUUGUGGCUGACUUCAGAGCACAAGGUCCACCCAAGGCAGGCACAGAGGAGGGCGGAGCAGUGCUGCCCAGCUGUGCUGACCUGUUUGUGUAUUACAAGAAGUGCAUGGUGCAGUGCUCCCAACUGAGCACAGGAGAACCAAUGAUCGCCCUAACAACCAUCUUCCAGAAGUUCCUGAGAGAGUAUGCUUGGAAGAUCCUCUCUGGCAACCUGCCUAAAUCCAACAGUAACAGCGGGGGUCUUACCAUCAGCAGCCUGCUGAAGGAGAAGGAAGGCUCAGAGGCUGCAAAGUUCACAGUGGAUGAGCUCUGUCUGAUCUGUAGCAUCCUGAGCACUGCAGAGUACUGCCUGGCUACCACACAACAGUUGGAAGAGAAACUUAAGGAAAAGGUAGAUAAACUCCUAGUCGAAAGAAUACAUUUGACAGGGGAGAUGGAUACAUUCAGCACUGUGAUUUCAAACAGUAUCCAGCUACUCGUUCAAGAUCUGGAUGCUGCCUGUGACCCUGCUCUUACGGCUAUGAGCAAGAUGCCGUGGCAGAGUGUGGAGCAUGUGGGGGACCAAAGUCCUUAUGUGACGUCAAUCAUCAUGCACAUUAAGCAAAAUGUGCCGAACAUCAGAGAGAAUCUGGCCUCCACACGCAAAUACUUCACACAAUUCUGCAUCAAGUUCACAAAUUCUUUCAUUCCCAAAUUUAUCAACCACCUGUUCCGAUGUAAACCUAUCAGCAUGGUGGGCGCUGAACAACUCCUACUAGACACUCACUCCCUGAAGACAGUCUUGCUGGAUCUGCCCUCCAUCGGCUCCCAGGUGCUUCGCAAGGCACCUGCCAGCUACACCAAAAUAGUGGUGAAAGGCAUGACCCGCGCAGAGAUGAUCCUUAAGGUGGUGAUGGCCCCACAUGAACCGCCAGUGGUGUUUGUCGAUAACUACAUCAAGCUCCUGGCUGAUGGAAAUCCUGAGACCUUCCAAAAGAUUCUGGACAUGAAGGGCCUGAAGCGCAGUGAACAGAGCAGCAUGCUGGAGCUCUUCAGGCAGCGGCUACCCACUCCACCCUCCGGGGCCGACGGCGGGCCCUCUCUGUUCAGUACCACCCCUGAACAGGAGUCGUCUCGCAUCCGCAAACUCGAGAAACUCAUCAAAAAGAGACUUUGAACAGACACACAUUGAAAUUACAUCCUGGAAAUGAAAAAGGCUGCCGGCUGGGAUGGUAGUCACGUCCUUUUUACUGUAAUUCAUCUCAACUUAAUUGUGCUCCAUUCAGUUAUCGCGGAGAAAGAGCAAAAAGUUGACGAAAUUUUCUGACUGACAGUAAUAUGAACCCAAGAUGACGCUGGAUUAUGAAGAAACUUCCUCAAACGCUACUUGCUGUUGUUCCAUAUGUAAUUGACUUCUGUAAUUUCCCACCUUUCUUUUCGUGACACCAAUAUUUUGUAACAUUAGAACAUCAUUGCACAGUGUAUGCACUCAGAAAAGCAAUUGCAGCGCUAUUAACUAAAUUGUGCUCCGAGGGCCUGUGGCUGCCUCUCGGGACAUGUCUAAUCCACAAUGAGUACAGGAAGCCUGAUCUUAAUUUAAGUUGAUGUUUUCUGAACAUAACAUAUUUCAAUGGUAGCCAUGGUUUAUCUCAACUAUUUUAAUUUCAAGUAGAGGAUGAAAAGGUUAAAAUGUAUGUGCAUGUCCGCCAUCCAUUGAAGUGGACAUGGGUGUUGGGAUUGUUUGUGUGAACGGUGGCCUAAAAUGAAUCACUGAGAGUCCCCAUGUCUGGGACAUAUAGAAUAUUUUUGAUUUCCUGCAUCACCAGUCACUCAGUGAUGUGAGGCUGGCUUUCUCUAUUUAAAAAAAAAAAAGGCUUUUCAUUUGUGCCGUUGCCUGGGCAGUACACUAAGUCACGUCCAUACAAGCGCACAUGUGCAUGUAAACAAGGUUUAGUUCCAGUGUAUCCAUUUAUUCGUCCUAACAUAUUCGUACAGCAACAAAAUGUUCAGUGAUCUCUGGGUCUCCCUCUUAAAUGUCAAAAGCAUCACAGUAAGAAAGGAAAACCAUCUCUUUAUUUGAAGUCAAUGUCCUGAUCACUGAUUUGAAUGCCAGUGCCUCUCAGUAGUAACUGUUGUGACUGCAUCAGUGUACACUAGAGGUAGGCUAAUGGAGACACGAGUGCCACCAUCAGUUUGCUUAACCAAUGACGCAAUAGAGGUUUCUUUGCAUCACAAAUUACCUCUUUGACAGCCAUUGGCAGUUGUGUGACCUGUUGUUUGAGUUUGAUUGAUUUUGAAUACCCACCAUACUCUGCAUCUGAUCGACUAGUACUUGUUGUCUUCUUUGCUGAAUUGUACUGCUCAUCAACAAGAUAGGUGGACGAUUGAUAGUAUUAAUGAUUUCCACCAGAUAUGGUUGUUUUUCCUCAGCCUUCUCGUAUAGUGCUAUCAUAUACAAUUACAAUGACCUAAUGAUGGGAGAAAAUGUCCCAUUGGAUCCAUUGGAGAUUGUUGUGCAUCAUCAAAAUGUAAAUCUCAAAUGGUAACUUUGAUGUUGAUAUUUCACACUGAUAACAAGAAAAACAAUUGGCACUUCAUAUCAGAAAGGUUGCCUACCCCUCGUGUACACAUCCAUGCCUUCAGGUACAAGAUGUUGCUUGUAUGUAUAUUGUCUGAAUUGUAUGCGACACGUGCAAUUGUUGAACACCAUUAAAAUAUUAUCAUCAAUGUC
This is a messenger RNA of Cyclopterus lumpus (lumpfish), 4116 nucleotides long. It is a transcript of the gene vps53, whose product is annotated as VPS53 subunit of GARP complex. Bases 46 to 2562 code for a protein of 838 amino acids. The record is from RefSeq and is a predicted model, not a curated record. Gene Ontology annotation, biological process: retrograde transport, endosome to Golgi. NCBI's taxonomy places the organism in Eukaryota, Metazoa, Chordata, Actinopteri, Perciformes, Cyclopteridae. The transcript is spliced from 22 exons. Gene Ontology annotation, cellular component: GARP complex.